Centruroides sculpturatus (bark scorpion) is the source of this 2146-nucleotide messenger RNA. RefSeq names its product macrophage mannose receptor 1-like. The record is from RefSeq and is a predicted model, not a curated record. The transcript has 14 exons. Bases 205 to 2085 code for a protein of 626 amino acids. Lineage: Eukaryota; Metazoa; Arthropoda; Arachnida; Scorpiones; Buthidae.
ACAUUGUUCAAUUUGAAUAGCGAUAGAAGUUAUCUAUCAGCCAAGUUAAACAUCAUUGAUGUAUCGUGAAUACUCUAUUAAUGAUAAAAUGAUAUCAUUCAGUUAACAGGGGUGGAACUGUUUCGAUAAUUCGAAUAAUGUGAAUUAAUCUACUUUGGUAAAGAAUUUAAUAAGGACAAUUAAAGGAAACAGAUAAUUGUUAAAAUGAACUUUAAUACAAGACUAGCAUUAUUAACAUCAUUAUUUUUAUUAGUUGAGUCAAAACUUGAUUUAAAAAACGAAGAAGAGUUGAAAUGCUUUGAUAACAUUUGUGUCCCCAUCUACAACUCUAAAUUAACUUGGUAUGAAGCGAAAGAUUUUUGUGAAAAAAAAUCAGCUCUACUUGCCACUAUCAGUUCACAUAAAGAAGACGAAGAGAUAAAAAAUGUGAUCGAUGAAGGAAAGUACUGGAUAGGUUUGAAUUCAUUAAAUCCCGACGUAAAUUUUAUCUGGUUGGAUAAAACUGAUAGGAGAUUUCAUAAUUUAAAAGAAGAUCCGAAAAAUAUUGAUGCUACAGAAAAAAAGUGUAUAUACAUUGAUAAUAUAAUAAGCUCUUAUAAUUGGAACAAUGCACAUUGUGAAGAAAAAAUGAUGUUUAUUUGCAAGAAACCCAUAGGUGAAAUUCGCCCUUUUCCAGUUUUACCAUCUGGAAACUGUCCUUCUGAUUGGUAUCAGCUAAACCCAUUCUGUUAUAAACUCUUUAACGGACCAUUAGAUUGGAAAAAUGCUAAAUUAAAUUGUAAAUCACGGGGGAAAGCUUACGAUUUAGCAUCAAUUCAUGAUUUUCGUCAGCAUAUGCUAUUGGCUAGUUUCCUACAAAACGAUACAUGGAUUGGUGGUACAUUUUUGAAAAAUAGUAAACAAAAAAUAUGGUCGGAUAAUACUCCAUUUGAUUACGACCGAUUUAAAUUUGUUUCAAGCGAUUUAGAUCAAAAUACGAAUAAUUUAUGUUUCCAAAUGUCAUCUGAUGAUUACAAAUUAGGUAGUUUAAUUGCUGUUAACUGUACAGAAGAAAAACCUUACAUCUGCCGAACUUAUGUUGAUAAUUUAAUAUCCAAGCCUCCGACUCUUGCACCGGAUAAAUGCGAAAACGAUAAAUAUAAGAUGAUAAGUUAUCAAGAUAAUUGCUAUUAUUUACAUAAAGAAAAGAUGGAAUGGAACAAAGGAGAAAGAUUUUGUGAAGCAUUCGGACCACAUUUAGCAAUCAUAGCAGAUGCUAAAGAAAAUGCUUUCGUUAACUUUUAUUUAGGAUUAUCCGAAAAUGACGUUUGGAUUGGAUUAACAGGAGACCAGAGUCAGUAUAAAUGGUUCAAUAAUUGGCCUCUGAACUUCACUAAUUGGAUGGAUGAUCAACCUAUGAAUUUAAAUAACAUAAAUCAAUGCGGAUUAAUCGAUGGUAAAACUGGAAAAUGGAAGGUUACUAAAUGCGAGGGAAAGAAUUGGAUACUUUGCAGAUUGACUGAUACUGAUCUUCCAGUCAUUCAAGAAGAUAAAAGAACUUGUCCAGUUCAUGCAAAAAAUUGGAAAGAAACGAAAGAAGGUUUCUCUUGUUAUAAAGUUUUUGAUAAAGAAUUAGAUUGGAAUUCUGCCGUUAAAGAAUGUCAAGAACAUAAAGCCAGCUUAAUAAGUUUUCAUUCAUUCCAAGAAAUGAAGUCGAUUAGUCAAGAUUUAAAGAGUUUCAAAAGUGUUUGGAUAGGAUUGUCCCGUCGAAAAGAUGAGGGAUAUAAAUGGCAGGACGAGAGUGUUCUAGAUUUUGUUAGUUGGAAAAGUAAACCCAUGGAGGAAGAAGGAUGCGUUGAAAUGAAUUUACCCGAUCAAACGUGGGAAAAUUCCGAUUGUAAUGCAAAAAAACCAUUUAUAUGUGGAGUGAAAACAAUUAUCUCAACCGAGGAAAAUAAUGUUAAUAGAAAGAAUACUUCUAAUUCUGGUUUGUCUCCUGGAAGCAUAGCGGCUAUUUGUAUAGGUGUAAUAAUUGUAGUUCUAAUUAUUAUAAAUUUUGUUUUAUGGAGGAAAGGAGUGCUUAAAAAAUUAUACCAAAGAUCGUAAAUAUCAUUAACUUAAUAUGUGGGAAAAAAACGUGUUUCUAAUUGUAAUGUUUUAAAAAUUA